UAGCCAGAGAAUACGCUGAAGUGAAAAGGACAGACGAAGCAUUCUGCUACAUUUCUUCAUGUGAAAAACUCGAUUUCGAAGAUUAGCAGUUCUUUUUUUCACUCGUGCACAUUUUUAUUACAAGAUCCACAUUUAAGCAUCAUGGGUUUCCAUCAAAUUUUAGUCACUGUAGUUGCCCUCGCUUUAGCCUCUGUCAGAGCCGAGUUCCCAUCCCGUACCGACUCCCCUACUGACUGCCCCGAAGCAGAUCAAGGGUGCUGGUGUCGCGGCUCCUUCGCUCAGUGCUGGAGAACGUAUGAAGAUGCAGGAAUGACAGAAGAAAUUGGAAACAGAAUUACAAAGCUAGACUUAUUGUAUCAGCCAAGUGAAGAGAUUGUGACGUACAUAAGACGUAUGAGCGCCAUGAGGGAAUUAAGAAUUUCAGAGGAUGGCGUUAGCUUAGAUUGUUCUUGCGACCUCAUCUAUGCCCUCGAUGACAAACAUGUAACACUCGUUGACCAGGCCGAGCUGACGUUCAGUAACUGCCAGCAGAGGGGAUGGCCUCGUGAUAGCAUGACUGCCAGAUCCUUCGUUAAUCGCUGCCAUGUUAGUCGCAUACAAGAUGGCGAUUUACGCAAGCGGAGAGAAGCUGAGGAUGUCGACGACGAUGAUGUCAGCAAAAGGGCAAGUCCUCGUAAGGGGGACGAACCAGCUGGUCAUACUCUUAAGGACCUCGCCCCCCAAAACACCAAUCAUCUUGUUAGCAUCGAUGGUGCCGACAAACAUCCAGCCGACGAGCUCGUCAACUUCAUCUCGGGGCAUUCUCCGACUCGACGUGCGACAGACAACGAUGCCGCAGUUUCUGACGAUUCGAAAAGAGGAGCGCGUAAGAAGCGUUACGUCAACACGAUGGGCUACCCCCAAGCCAUGAGUCCGCAAAUGGGAGGUGUUAACUACGGACAACCAGCGCAGCAGGGUUACGGCGCUCAAGGAAUGGGUGGACCAGUCGGAGGUGGACCGAUGGGUGGACCGAUGGGUGGACCUCCACAAUUUGGUGCGUUAUCUCCAGGGCAGGCAGAUACGGAUUUUGGAUCCAGCUCCUCCAGCGUCGACGGAGGUGAUACAACGAUCAGCGCCAGAGUUAUGGACGACAUCAAGGCGGUGCUCGGUGCCACGAAGAUUGACCUACCAGUAGACAUCAACGACCCUUACGAUCUUGGACUCCUGCUACGCCACCUCAGGCAUCACUCCAACCUUCUAGCGAACAUCGGUGACCCUGCGGUUCGGGAACAGGUCCUAAGCGCGAUGCAGGAGGAGGAAGAAGAGGAGGAAGAAGAUGCAGCCACCGGCGCCCAACAAGGCGUCUUGAACGGGAACGCACCAGGCCAAGCAGGCUUCGGUGGCGGAGGUGGAGGAGGGGCCAUGAUGAGUCCUCAACAGAUGGGCGGACAACCUCAAGGGAUGAUCGGACAACCUCAAGGGAUGGGCUUUCCACAUCAAGGGAUGGGCGGACCACCCCAAGGGAUGGGCAUGCCACAUCAAGGGAUGGGCGGACCACCUCAAGGGAUGGGCAUGCCACCUCAAGGGCAACCGUACGGUCAGGGUUAUCUACAGGGGUAGAUCUAACUAGAUAUAGACGCUAAUUUGUUGUAUAUCGGGGUGAUCUCGAGACGUUUGCAAAAUAUAUUCUGAGAGUGGAGUUUCUCCUUUAGAACACGAGUAUUUGAAUUGAUUUUUCAAUUUUCUUGUUCGGUGAGGUGCAACAUCAUUAUAGCUAUUUAGUUUAAAAAAAACGUUUCUUUUUGGCAAAUUUGAUACACGUAUUCAUUGUAAAAAAAACCAACAACACCGACAUGAAAUAUAAGCGACGAUAAAGAGAGAGAAAAGG
Molecule: messenger RNA, 1867 nt
Organism: Strongylocentrotus purpuratus (purple sea urchin)
Lineage: Eukaryota; Metazoa; Echinodermata; Echinoidea; Camarodonta; Strongylocentrotidae
Gene: BND
Product: bindin
Biological process (GO): fusion of sperm to egg plasma membrane involved in single fertilization
Source: RefSeq, marked provisional